This is a messenger RNA of Lates calcarifer (barramundi perch), 3152 nucleotides long. It is a transcript of the gene gjb9b, whose product is annotated as gap junction protein beta 9b. NCBI's taxonomy places the organism in Eukaryota, Metazoa, Chordata, Actinopteri, Centropomidae. Gene Ontology annotation, cellular component: connexin complex. The transcript is spliced from 3 exons. Gene Ontology annotation, biological process: cell communication. The record is from RefSeq and is a predicted model, not a curated record. Bases 980 to 1798 code for a protein of 272 amino acids.
GCACGCCUCACUCAACAGUCACACCUGUUGCUCCAGCUACAAACUAAAUUUGUAUCCAACAGAACUUUAGAAUGUAGUAAUUCUGCCAUGCACAUGCUUAAAAGUAAACAUUUAGUGUAAAUUUCUGCAAUUUUGUAAUUUUUUUGUAUAACUUGUAUUAUAUUGUGUACAUUUUGUAUUUCUUAUUGUAUUUAAUUUCUUCCAUAAUGCACUGUUUGUCUUCGUGGAGCACGCACAAUUUCGUUGUACUUAACUGUACAGUGAUAAAGCCUAUUCUAUUCUAUUCUAUUCUAUUCUAUGCGCACGCCUUCAUACAACCAAGACUUCAUUAAAAUAUCCAUUAAAACCAGAGAGAGAGAGAGAGAAAAAAAAAGAGGAUCCAUUACAGCUCCAUCUUUAAAGUCUGUACACGAUCAGACCAUUAAAUCCACAUCGUAAUAUUUUAACUUAAACUCCCCUCACAAAUGAAACGCCAUCCCUUAACAACCCUUUGAAGACUCUGCAAUAGGCGUUUGGGAUUACAAAGAUGACUGCAGCUGCCUGAUCAGCCGCACUGUUCGAAUAGCUGACUAACAGUCUUGGUUUGUCCUUUCAAUGAAGGGAGGUGCCGAUGAUGAUGACUCACUCAUUCAUGUAUAAUGAGUCAGUUUUGAAAAGGUAGCUCUGCACAAACGGGAAUCCGCCAUAAUGGGGAUUAUGUCUGGUUGUUGUUUCCUCAGAGGUGAUCACCAUUUUAAAAAAGCUUUUUGUUUGUGGUUGCUGUGGAAUAACACAAUGGAAGAGAUGCAGUGGCUUUAUGUGACAUCUCACUGAUGUAAAUGCAAAAAAUAAAACAGAAACCCAGGGACCUGGAGAUGAAGAAAAUAAUACUGCACGUAAAAGCUCAAGGUCAUCCCACCAGUUCCACCUGCUCUCCUGAGGAGCUCCUCCAUCUCCCUCAGCCUCCUCCGUCCCCUCCUCCACCUCUACAGCAGCCGUCAUGAACUGGUCUGCGUUGGAGGCACUCCUCAGCGGGGUCAACAAAUACUCCACCGUGUUCGGUCGCGUCUGGCUCUCCAUGGUCUUCGUCUUCAGGGUGAUGGUGUUCGUGGUGGCGGCCCAGAGGGUGUGGGGCGACGAGAACAAGGACUUCGUCUGCAACACGGCCCAGCCUGGCUGCAACAACGUGUGCUAUGACCACAUCUUCCCCAUCUCCCACAUCCGCCUGUGGGCCCUGCAGCUCAUCUUCGUCACCUGCCCGUCGCUGAUGGUGGUCGGCCACGUCAAGUACCGGGAGAAGAAGGACAUGCAGUACACCGCCUCGCACAAGGGCGCCCAUCUGUACGCCAACCCUGGGAAGAAACGCGGGGGGCUGUGGUGGACGUACCUGGUGAGUCUGGUUUUCAAGGCAGGCUUUGACGCUGGCUUCCUCUACAUCCUGUACCACAUCUAUGAAGGCUAUGACAUGCCCCGCCUGUCCAAGUGCUCCCUGCCGCCGUGCCCCAACACCGUGGACUGUUAUAUAUCCCGUCCCACGGAGAAGAAGAUCUUCACCCUAUUCAUGGUGGUCUCCUCUGCCGUCUGCAUCCUCAUGUGCAUCUGCGAGAUGAUUUACCUCAUCUGCAAACGUAUCCAGAAACUCAUUAAGAGGAAGGCCGAGGCGGACAGGAGGAUGUUCGCCGAGACUCACGAGAUGGCUCCUCUGGCGGCCCCCAGGUCGGAGUUCAGGUCCAAAACGUCGAUCAGAAUCGAUCCUACUGUAUCUAUCCAGAACCUCAGCAACAUCAAGGCUGAGGAGGGGACAUCUAAGAAGAAAUAAUGUGCAAUAUGGCAGCAGCUAUGUUGAAAAACUGAGUAAAACAUUAAAGGUGCCGAAAUACGUGGAGAACUGCUGCUCAAUGCCAAAGAGACAUCCAUCAAUUCAGCGAUUUCUGUGACAGCGUUUUGUAAAUAUUAUUAUGUUAAAUGACUUUCUGCAGGAACGCACAACUGAUGCAUGUAAAUUAACUUCUUAAAAAGGAGGUUUACAGAGGAACUUAAAGGGUUUUGAUAUUUUGUUUUUCUUGGAAUUGGUUUGUGUGUGUGUGUGUGUAUGAAUUGUGUGAAUGUGUGCUCAUAGCAAUGUGUAAGUCAAGUCAAGUCAAAUCUUAUUUAUAUAGCGCCAAUUCACAACAGAAGUUAUCUCGAGACGCUGUACAUAUAGAGCAGGUCUAGACCGUACUCUUUAUCUUAUAAGAUUUACAGAGAAAAACCCAACAGAUCCCACCAUGAGCAAGCACUAGGCGACUGUGGCAAGGAAAAACUUCCUUUUAAGAGGCAGAAACCUCGAGCAGAACCGGACUCAAGGUGGGCGGCCAUCUGCCUCGACCGGUUGGGUUUAGACAGAAAGAGAGGGGGGUGGGGGAAUGGGGUAGGAGAAAGACAACAUUGCAGAUACACAGACUAAGUCAAAGUGUAAAUAGUAGUAGUAAUAAUAGUAAUAAUAAUAAUAAUAGUAAUAAUUAUUAUUACAGCUAAAGGAAUAAUAAUGACAAACAAUGGUACAUUAAUAGCACUAACACUAUCAAUAACACUAGUAAAUGUUUUAAUUAUUGUCGCAUCAUGGGUUGAGCUGGAUCAUGGGAGCAGCAGGAGACUCUCCAGCUCUGGAGGCAGAACCCUGCAGUGAGAGACAGUAGAAGAGAGAGAGAGAGAAGCACAGCCUGGGCAGUAAUGUGCUUACAUUUUGUACAUUACUAUUGGCCAGUAGCAAGCUAAAGCUGUUGUGUGAGGUACUUAAUAAUAAAACAGUAAGUAUAAAAUGCUGAAAUGAUGUAAUUACAGAGUGAAUCCGUUCCCUGGACAUACACACUGCCCCACAAAAUAAAGCACACAGAGCACUUCCUUCUACACAAGCCCCUCCAGAGUUACUCUUGCUUAUAUUUUACAGACUCACACUAUUAAAUCAGAAUUGCUUAAUGAAUGUAUGAUGCAUAUAUGCACUAAUUCAUACCUCUGGAAAAGGACAAAACAUUUUUUAUACCCACAAAUUUGCAUUUUUUUUUUUUUUUGUUUUGUUUUUGUUUUGUUUUGUUUUUUUUGAGAGAGAGAAUGAAGAAAGAUUUGAGAUAGUAUAUUGUGUUUUAGAUUUUGUAUUUAUUUCUGUGAUCUAUAAAGUUAUUUCAAUAUUAAAA